UAAUCGCAAACCCAAUUGAGCUGCGCUGUCACGGAAGACUCAUACCAGUCACAGACACAAGCACCAUCACCACCCAAAAGAAGCACCGCCAUCAUGAAAGACUCCGAGACAGUCGUUAAAGAAUUCAACGAGAUCGUCAACAUGACGGCUUCGGAGCUGGAGAAGUGGCUCAAGUCGGACGACUCGCGCAGUGCAGGGUGGCCCAAGGACGAGGGCGAGAAUGACGGCGAGUCCGUGGGCCACGACAGCGGGCGCAAGAUUGUCGAGAUUCUCAAGAGCAACCCCGACAAGAAGGAGGACAAGUACACCGACGAGCAGAUUCAGCACAUGCGCAAGGUUGUUUCGUACUGCAAACGACAUCUCGCGCAGGAGGAGAAGAGCAAUGACCAAAAGUCCGCCGAAGAGGUCAAGAAGACCAAGAGCUACGCCUCGCUCAAGAAUUGGGGUCACGAUCCUCUGAAGAAGAGGGGCGAGGCCGACACCAGCAGCAAGGAAGAUGAAAAGGAAGAAGCGGACGAAGAAGAGGAGGCGGCUGCAGACGAUGGCGAUGACCAAGAGGAGGAUGCUGAGAAAGAGAAUGAUCAAGAGGAGAAGCAAGCUGGCGAUAAGCGAAAGAAGAGCGCUGGUGCCCAGUCUGGUGCCAAUAAGAAGCGCGAGACACGUCAGAGCAAGGCGCCCAACGGCAGCAAGAAGGAUGAGAACGACAAUGACGAGAACGAAGAUGCGGAAGACGAUGACUACAACGAAGAAGAGGGCAAGGACGAUGGUGAUGACGGCAAAGACGAGAGCUCAGGCAAGAAGCCCAAGAAGGGCCCCAAGCCCGGCGACACGGUGAGCUGGAACUGGGGCAACGGCAACCCGGAGGGCAAAGUCCUCGAUGUAAAGGCCGAGAAGACGUCUAUCACGACGAAACGCGGAAACGAGGUGACGCGCGACGGUGAUGCGGAGGAUCCUGCUGUUGUGCUGGACACGGGUAAGUCCAAGGCGAUCAAGUCGAACCACGAGCUGAACUAGUGGAUGGGUGCGUGUUCUGUUUUGAGCGGUUCUGCACUUGAUAAAAUUGGAUCUGGCUUUCAAUAGCUCGUUGCAAGAUAAUACCAAGAGUGGUGCUGCGUGUUUUCGUCGCGGUGGAUUUUCAGUGGCAUAAGCGAGCGCACCCCUAACAGCAUUCCCGCUUUACUGCAUAGAAUACUGUUAGUGCGCUGCCCGUGUCAGCACCUGCUCCCCCAUCUGUACUCAUGUUUCUACAACGCCGGAUCGCGCAUCGCGAUUAUGCAGUCUGACAAGCCGCAA
Messenger RNA from Emericellopsis atlantica, 1293 nucleotides. RefSeq lists its product as uncharacterized. Bases 94 to 1014 code for a protein of 306 amino acids. NCBI's taxonomy places the organism in Eukaryota, Fungi, Ascomycota, Sordariomycetes, Hypocreales, Bionectriaceae. The transcript is spliced from 3 exons. The record is from RefSeq and is a predicted model, not a curated record.